Messenger RNA from Hyaloscypha bicolor E, 3702 nucleotides. RefSeq names its product antiviral helicase. Gene Ontology annotation, biological process: RNA catabolic process; maturation of 5.8S rRNA. The transcript has 2 exons. Gene Ontology annotation, cellular component: nucleus. NCBI's taxonomy places the organism in Eukaryota, Fungi, Ascomycota, Leotiomycetes, Helotiales, Hyaloscyphaceae. The coding region runs from base 100 to 3321 and encodes 1073 amino acids. Gene Ontology annotation, molecular function: ATP binding; RNA binding; RNA helicase activity. The record is from RefSeq and is a predicted model, not a curated record.
AAAACCACUUUCACGAAUUCACGAAUCUACGCCUUGCUACCCCCUUUCGAUAAAUGACACCCGUAGUGUUGUUACGAAAUAUCCGGGAUAUUAAGCAAGAUGGACGAACUAUUCGAUGUCUUCGACGACAAGCCCCAGAGCGAAUUUCCUGAGAAGCCCAAGAAGGCAAAGAAAGACAAGAAAGACAAAAGCAAAAAGCGAACCGCGAACGGGGAUGUGAAGAAGGAUCAAGAUGGAGACGCGGAGAUGGUAGAUACAGAGCAGGUGGCAGAAGCUGCAGAAGAAGAUAUCCUCGCGGAGAAGAAAGAUACCAAGAGGCGGCGCCGAGAGGAGGAAGCAGAGCCAGUUGUUACGGAUACUUUCCAAACCGAACAAUCGCGAGAGGUUGCAGCUUCAGCAGGUCUUCAAGGGAAGGAUGACGGAGCUUUGGUGAUUCAGCACAAUAUUCAGCACCAGGUCUCCCUGCCCCCAGAUUACGACUAUGUCCCAAUUUCGCAGCACAACCCCCCCCAGAAGCCAGCUCGUGUCUGGCCUUUCGAGUUAGACCCUUUCCAGAAGGUUUCGAUAGCAUCAAUAGAGCGAGGAGAAAGUGUACUUGUUUCGGCGCAUACCAGUGCGGGAAAGACCGUGGUUGCAGAGUAUGCCAUUGCGCAGAGCUUGAAGAACAACCAGAGAGUUAUCUACACCAGCCCAAUCAAGGCUCUGAGCAACCAGAAAUAUCGGGAGUUUGCUGCAGAGUUUGGAGAUGUUGGACUCAUGACUGGAGAUGUUACGAUUAACCCUACGGCAACUUGCCUUGUCAUGACAACAGAGAUUCUCCGAUCUAUGCUAUAUCGAGGUUCAGAGAUCAUGCGAGAAGUUGCUUGGGUAAUCUUUGACGAGAUCCAUUACAUGAGAGAUAAGGCUCGAGGUGUUGUGUGGGAGGAGACCAUCAUCUUGCUGCCAGACAAAGUUAGAUACGUCUUCUUGUCUGCUACCAUUCCCAACGCCAUGCAGUUCGCGGAGUGGAUCACCAAGACGCAUCAGCAGCCAUGCCACAUUGUCUACACGGAUUUCCGACCCACACCGCUACAACAUUACUUCUUCCCCGCAGGUGCCGAUGGUAUUCAUUUGAUCGUGGACGAGAAAGGAAAUUUCCGAGAAGACAACUUCCAGAAAGCCAUGGCAACCAUCGAAGACAAGAAAGGAGCGGAUCCUGCAGAUAUCGAUGCUAAGCGGAAAGGCCGUGGCAGGGACAAGAAGACCAAUAAGGGUGGUAACAAGGAUGGUAAUGGUGAUAUUUACAAGAUCGUCCGCAUGAUCAUGUUGAAGCACUACAAUCCUGUUAUUGUCUUCAGUUUCAGCAAGCGAGAGUGUGAGGCAUAUGCAUUGCAGAUGAGCUCUAUGGCUUUCAACGACGAUUCGGAAAAAGCUAUGGUUACGAAGGUUUUUGAGAGCGCCAUUGAGUCACUCUCUGAUGAAGACAAGACUCUCCCGCAAAUCCAACAUAUUCUACCCCUUUUGCGUCGAGGUAUUGGAGUCCAUCAUUCUGGAUUGUUACCAAUCUUGAAAGAGACUAUAGAAAUUCUCUUCCAGGAGAACUUGAUCAAGGUUCUAUUUGCUACAGAAACAUUCUCUAUCGGUUUGAACAUGCCAGCAAAGACGGUUGUUUUUACUAGUGUCGAGAAGUUUGAUGGUGUCAGUAUGCGACAUUUGACACCCUCAGAAUUUGUGCAGAUGUCCGGUCGAGCUGGAAGAAGAGGACUUGAUGACCGAGGUAUUGUCAUCAUGAUGAUCAACAACAAGAUGGAGCCUGCAACGGCCAAGGAGAUUGUUCGUGGAGAGCAAGAUAAGCUCAAUUCAGCUUUCUACCUUGGUUACAAUAUGAUCCUCAACUUGAUGCGAGUUGAAGGCAUUUCUCCGGAGUUUAUGCUCGAGCAUUGCUUCUAUCAGUUCCAGAACACCUCUAGCGUCUCUGGUUUGGAGAAAGAACUUCAACAACUACAAUUAGAGCGAGAUAGUGUCGAGAUUACCGAUGAGGCUACCGUUAAAGAGUAUUACGACCUGCGACAACAAUUGACGUCCUACACGAAAGACAUGCGCGAUGUGAUUAACCAUCCUAAUUACUGCUUGCAAUUCAUGCAACCUGGUCGCGUUGUACACAUCAAAUACCUCGAUCAAGACUUUGGAUGGGGCGCGGUUGUCAAGUUUACACCUCGUCGGCCCGCCAAGGGGCAAAAUAGCGAAGAAUACACCCCACAGCAGGCGUACGUCCUUGAUGUCUUACUUUCCGUGUCUGACAGCUCCUCCGUUGGCACACAAGCUCAGGGUGAAGUACCAGCUGGUAUUCGACCUCCUGCUGAGGGCGAGAAAGGCAAGAUGGAAGUUGUACCAGUCUUGCUUUCGUGUAUCGAGGCCAUUGGUCAUGUCCGUAUAUUCUUGCCAAAGGAUCUCCACCCUGCCGAUCAACGCAAUAACGUCCGCAAGUCUUUGGAGGAAGUCAAGCGUCGAUUCCCAGAUGGAAUUGCCGUUUUGGACCCAAUCGAAAACAUGGGUAUUACAGACGAGUCAUUCAAGAAGCUUCUUCGCAAGAUCGAAGUCUUGGAGUCUCGUCUGUUGUCCAACCCACUUCACAACUCUCCUCGACUUCCGGAGCUCUAUAAUGAAUAUGCCACCAAGAUGGAGAUGAGCCGCAAGAUCAAGGAAAAGAAGAAGUCAAUCACCGCGGCGUUAAGCAUUAUGCAACUCGACGAACUCAAGUCCAGGAAGCGUGUGCUCCGUCGCCUAGGAUUCAUCAAUGAUCAGGAGGUUGUACAACUCAAGGCCCGUGUUGCAUGCGAGAUCUCGUCAACAGGCGACGGCCAUGAACUUCUGCUCUCGGAGCUUCUUUUUAAUCGAUUCUUCAAUGAACUCACUCCAGAAGUCUGUGCUGCAGUACUUUCCUGCUUCAUUUUUGAGGAGAAGAGUCAGCAGGCACCUCCUCUCAAGGAAGAGCUUGCCAAGCAUUUUAGAGAAAUUCAGCAACAAGCGAGAACUAUUGCUAAGGUGAGCCAGGAGAGCAAGUUAGAGGUCAAUGAGCAGGAGUACGUGGCGAGUUUCAAGUCUGAACUCAUGGAAGUCGUCUUUGCUUGGGCUCAUGAGAAGUCUUUCGCGGAGAUCUGUAAGAUGACAGACGUCUACGAAGGAUCGCUCAUUCGCCUCUUCCGCCGCCUUGAAGAACUUCUUAGACAAAUGGCCCAGGCUGGUAAAGUCAUGGGUUCUGAUGAGCUCGCUUCGAAAUUCGAGGAAUCGCUCACGAAGAUCAGACGAGAUAUCGUUGCUGCUCAGAGUUUGUAUUUGUAAGUCAUGGCCUUUGCUCUUGACUUCUGGAAUACUUUUACGGAUGGGUUACAACCGUGGGAGAAUGGGUUUUUAUGCAUGGAUCGAUGGCGCCUUGGAGAAUGGAGUUGUUGGUGUAUCGUUUACUUCUAGGUCGUACUACGAGAACUCUUUGGUUGAUCCAGGCAUUCAUACUCGGAUAUCUCAUAGGUAGAUCAUCAGCAUCGACUAAACAAGUGCCUCUGAUCAGACGGUCGGUUUUAUGACUGUCAAUAUGAGAGGUACUGUACAAGGAUAGUAAUCUGCGUUCCUCGACUUAAUUGCCAUGUUUCGAUCUUGGCCUCAAGUUCUGGAUUCCACAAUCUGCCAAUACAACGCGAGCGAUUUGACUUUCUCACUCCCCCG